CAGACGAACUGUUGACGAGUUGACACUGUUGACAGAUAAAUAACCUACAAAGUUUUAAAGUAUCAGAAAUAGAAAAUAAAUAGAUAGUUUUAAUUGCUGUGAAGCUGUAAAAAAUUAAUGUAUAAUGAAAAUGUCGGAGAACGACAAGGAAAACGUGUUGUCCAAGCGGCUAAACAAAAUUUUGGAAAUAAGGCUUGAAAACGAUCAGGAUACACUAGAAGCCUUAAAACAGCUUUCAACUUUUUACACAGAAAAUACUUUACAAGCCCGUCGCAAUUUACGCAGUCAGAUUGAAAAGCGCAGUCUUGACAUUAACGAAAAUUUUCUGGCCUCGUUUCGAGAUGUAAAAGUAUGUUUUGACGCUGUUUACACAGACGUUUUCGAAAUGAGUAAGUCUAUCCAAGAAAUGACCAGUAGGUUACACAAUGCCAAAAUGCAAACUAAGCAACUGUUAGAGCAAACAAAGGCACUUCAGGAAAAUAACGAAAAAAAUGAAAUGCAUCAAAAAGUAGCUACAGCGUUUUUGGAAACUUUUCAACCAAGUCCUCAAGAACUUGCAGCUCUUCAUGGCAGUAAGCAGAAGCGGAAUGCUUCUUUGACAAACGAGAUAUUCGGUGCGUUAGAUCGCGUUCAGAAGAUUCAUUCUGACUGUAAAAUAUUAAUGCAAUCCGGGUACCAAACUUUGGCUUUAGAUAUAAUGGAGCAGAUGACCUUACAUCAGGAAGGUGCUCUAGAGAGAUUAUACAGAUGGACCCAACAUCAUUGCAGAAACGUGGAUAAUCCAGAUAUGACAGAUAUAAUUACUCAGGCAAUGGCUAGACUGCAAGAGCGGCAAGUUUUAUUUAGGUAUAUUAUUGAUGAAUAUUGUACAGCCCGGAGAUCAGUAUUGGUGGGCGAGUUCAUUAACGCUCUAACUCGAGGAGGACCAUCAGGUAAUCCUGCACCAAUUGAGCUAAGAGCACAUGAUCCACAGAUCUACAUAACAGACAUGCUGGUGUGGCUAAACAAGGCUAUUCCUAUUGAAAAACAAAAUCUUCAUCUGCUUGUGAAGUUGUGUGACCAAAGCGGUCUGAGUCAGAUACUAAAUGAAGCAUUAUCCUCGAUAUGUGAAGGCAUUUGCCAACCAUUAAAAAUUCGCAUCGAGAAGAUAUUAAAUGUUCCAACACAAGCUUCUGUGCUCUACGCCGUUACAAAUCUGAUCCGUUAUUACAAGAAAUGUAUCUAUAAAGUGACGGGACCUAGCGUGCUCGAAACAAAUUUAGUAGAGUUGCAAGAACGUAGUGAACAAACCUUCUUGUCAUCUCUCCAACAGCAAGUUAACAAUACGCUAGUUAGAGUAGAAGCGCCGCCCAGAGAUCUUUCGCCGACGUCUGCUGUUAAUAACUUGUUGGCUAUACUCAGAGAUAUGUUAUCUACAGCGAGUAUGAGCGAAGGGCGAGAAAACGACAUGGGAAAGAUUGCUCACUGCAUCAUGGAGCCACUUUUACGGGCAGUCAAUGAACAAGCGUCACGUCUCCCUCCAACAGACAUGGCCGUGUACAUGUUAAAUUGCAUGUAUUCUAUGUACACUUGCUUGUCGCUGUAUGAAUUUAUGGACGAAAGAUUGGAGAGACUACAAGCGCAGUCUGAUGCCCAAAUUGAUACGUUGACGUCUGAGCAAGCUAGUUCUUUGGUAGCAAACCUUAGCCUAGGACCAAUCUACACAAUUUUGCAGGACCAAACGCAAGGACCACUGUCCGGCAUUCCAGGAAUGGAACCAACAAACUUGAAGAAUUUUUUGGCCAAACUGGAUUAUUUGUUAGCGUCGCCAGAUAGUUUGCUUUUACCCCAAAUCAAUUUACUGUCGUCAUCGAAACACAAGAAAACAGUCCAGAAGAGAGCGUUUGAUGUACUGUUGGCCAUCUACAAACAGCUGUAUGAAGGCGUCCAUAAUCCUGCAAAUUUAUAUGAGAAUCCUGAUAGUAUUUUAAACAAAACUCCAUCAGAAUUUAUGAAAAUAAUAAAUUAAAAAAAAACAGAUUAUGUACGUUAAAUAAAUCACUGUUAUGAAU
Molecule: messenger RNA, 2051 nt
Organism: Zophobas morio
Lineage: Eukaryota; Metazoa; Arthropoda; Insecta; Coleoptera; Tenebrionidae
Gene: Cog6
Product: conserved oligomeric Golgi complex subunit 6
Exons: 8
Coding region: 125-2008 (627 amino acids)
Biological process (GO): intra-Golgi vesicle-mediated transport
Cellular component (GO): COG complex
Source: RefSeq, a predicted model, not a curated record